Molecule: messenger RNA, 1874 nt
Organism: Podarcis muralis (Common wall lizard)
Lineage: Eukaryota; Metazoa; Chordata; Lepidosauria; Squamata; Lacertidae
Gene: PIGK
Product: phosphatidylinositol glycan anchor biosynthesis class K
Biological process (GO): proteolysis; attachment of GPI anchor to protein
Cellular component (GO): GPI-anchor transamidase complex
Molecular function (GO): GPI-anchor transamidase activity
Source: RefSeq, a predicted model, not a curated record
AAGCUCCUCCUUCUUCCUGGUCGUCAGAGCUGCUUAAUAUGGCUGCCUCCAUCGCGCCUCGGUGUAGUCUUCCUGCAGCAAUAGUAAUAGCUCUUUUAUUGGGUUGCUGUAGUUUAGCGAUCGCAGACGGAAUCCAGGAUCAAGCAGAACAGUUUUUUAGAAGUGGACAUACAAACAACUGGGCAGUUUUGGUGUGCACGUCUCGAUUCUGGUUUAACUACCGCCAUGUGGCCAAUACCCUUUCAGUUUACAGAAGUGUCAAGAGACUAGGCAUUCCUGAUAGCCAUAUAGUCUUGAUGCUGGCAGAUGAUAUGGCAUGCAACCCACGAAAUCCAAGCCCAGCUACUGUUUUUAGUCACACAAACAUGGAACUGAAUGUCUAUGGAGAUGACGUGGAAGUGGAUUACCGAAGCUAUGAGGUUACUGUGGAAAAUUUUCUGCGAGUAUUAACAGGCAGAAUCCCAGCCAGCGCACCUCGCUCAAAGCGUCUGCUUUCUGACGACAGAAGCAAUAUUCUUAUAUAUAUGACAGGUCAUGGUGGGAAUGGUUUCUUGAAAUUUCAGGAUUCUGAAGAAAUCACAAAUGUAGAGCUUGCAGAUGCCUUUGAACAAAUGUGGCAGAAAAGGAGGUAUAAUGAGUUGCUGUUUAUCAUUGAUACGUGCCAAGGUGCAUCCAUGUAUGAACGAUUUUAUUCUCCCAAUAUAAUGGCUUUGGCUAGUAGCCAAGUUGGAGAAGACUCACUUUCACAUCAACCAGAUCUUGGGAUUGGAGUUCAUUUGAUGGACAGAUACACAUUUUAUGUCUUGGAGUUCUUGGAAGAAAUCCAUCCAGCUAGCCAGACCAAUAUGAAUGACCUUUUUCAGGUGUGCCCUAAAAGUUUGUGUGUGUCUACACCUGGACAUCGGACAGAUCUGUUUCAGAGAGAUCCUGAAAAUGUUCUGAUAACUGAUUUCUUUGGAAGUGUACGAAAAGUAGAAAUUACAACGGAGACCAUUUCUCUGGAUCCUAAUUUAGCACCUCAGGAGACCAGCCAUGCUGUGGAUGAAGUAGCAACGGAGGCAUUAAAAUAUGCAGAACAACUUCCUGUAGCACAAAUAAUACAUCAGAAACCAAAACAGAAAGACUGGCAUCCUCCCGGAGGGUUUAUCUUAGGACUCUGGGCGCUCAUUAUCAUGGUCUUCUUUAAAACCUACGGAAUCAAACACAUGAAACACAUCUUUUAGACCCUUAGAGCAAUCAAGAUGUCUUGCUCUGAAUGCAUAAAAAUGAGGUCUUCUACCGGAAAAUUCUUCUCCACCACCCCACUUGUUAUGAUACUUGCACAUUUUUACUUUGUGUUUUGUAUUGUUAAAUGCAGCUGUUUAAUACCCAUUUUGAACACGUUUUAUAAAACUUCCAAGGACACAGUGAGAAUCCUUCCCUCCUCCUUCAUUGAAAUGAAUGAGCAACCUAACAGGAGUAAAGGCACUCCAAAGGGGUAAAAGCAGGCUUCGUCUUAUCUGAGUUUGCUUCAGGGAGAAUAGCAUUUGUAUCUACUAUACAAGGAGUAUUCAGGGUGGCAUUGCCCUGCAUGUGGACUGCAGAACAAAUUUAUUUUUCGUUCAUGAAGUUGGGAGUUGUGGAUUGCAUAUAGUUAACGUGCUGCUCUGGGCUCCUCUGAAGGAAGAUGCAGGGUAUAAAUCUAAAUAAUAAAUAAAGUGGAACAAAAAUAAAUCCCUUUAAGUCUGAAGUGCCAUAGCAACAGUAUCUCUCUCAGGUGAGCGUGAUGCAGUUUCUGUUCCACAAGCACAAUAUCUUGGUAAGUAUGCCAUACUGUUCUGUGGAAUGAAACGGAAACAUACAAAACAGACUUUAUCAGUUACAGUGUUAGCUGU